UUUCAAUCAUUCCUAGGCGUGAGUAAGUCCUCUUUAAUAGGAAUGACGUGUGGUUUGUCCUGCAAUGUACAAAACAUGUGACCCUCAUUAUGAAAUGUAAGGAAAGCGUUUUCAUUGAAUAUGUAAAUUAAGUUGAUUUUACAUACUGCUCGCCUUUUAUCACUGUCAGUUUUAUUUGACAGUUAUAAUCGUGCUGUACAAGAGGUAUAUAAACCUCUUGCACAAUUGUUUAACGUCAGUCGUAAAACAUCGCUUAACUGGAGCUGGUCUCCGGUAAAUAUAUUGCAAUAGUUGUCAUUGAAGUAUUACAACUUCGGAUUUUUAUAAUCAUUAUGAAGCUCUUUUUCUUAGUGGUCGCUUUGUUGGCGUUUCUCGCGACUGGAUACUGUGCAAGUAUUGGUGUUCAUGAGGAUAAGCCAGACAGUGAAGAACUAAAUAAUUCAAAACCUGUAACGGAUGAUAACGAAGAGGGCCAAAAUGAUGAUGACAACAAAGAUGAAGACACAUCAGUGGAAAACAAAAACGAUAGUUUCAAGAGCAGCGAAAAUGAGGAUGACCAGAAAAAAAGCGAAGCUGAUGACAACAUUAGCAAAGAAAAUAACAGCCAAGGUGAUGAAAACAACAGCAAACAAGAUAACAACAAAGCUGGUGACAACAAUAGCAAAGAAAAUAGCAAGCAAUCUGAUGACAUAAACAGCAAAAAGGAUAACAGCCAAGCUGAUGACAACAACAGCAAAGAAGAUAACGGCCAAGCUGAUGACAAUAACAGCAAAGAAGAUUACAGCAAAGCUGAUGACAACAACAUCAACGACGAUAACAACCAAGCUGAUGACAAUAACAAAAGUAAAGAAGAUAACAGCCAAGCUGAUGACAACAAUAGCAAAGAAAAAAGCAAGCAAUCUGAUGACAAUAACAGCAAAGAGGAUAACAGCCAAGCUGAUGACAACAACAGCAAAGAAGAUGACAGCAAACCUGAUGACAACAUAAGUAAGGAAAAUAGAAUACGAUCUGAUGACAAUAACAACAAAGAGAAUAAAAGCCAAGCUGAUGAGAACAAAAGCAAAGAAAAUAACAAACAAUCGGAUGACAACAACAGCAAAGACGAAAACAACAAAGCUGAUGACAAUAACAGCAAAGAAGAUAACAGCCAAGCUGAUGACAACAACAGCAAAGAAAAUAGCAAGCAAUCUAAUGACAAUAACAGCAAAGACGAAAACAGCCAAGCUGAUGACAAUAACAGCAAAGCAGAGAACAGCCAAGCUGAUAUAAAUAAUAGCAAACAAAAUAGCCAGCAAUCUGAUGACAUAAACAGCAAAGAGGAUAACAACAAAGCUAAUGACAACAACAGCAAAGAAGAUAACAGCCAAGCUAAUGACAAUAACAGCAAAGAAAAUAACAGCCAAGCUAAUGACAACAAUAGCAAAGAAAAUAGCAAGCAAUCUGAUGACAGUACCAGCAAAGAGGAUAACAGCCAAGCUGAUGACAAUAACAGCAAAGCGGGGAACAGUCAAGUUGAUGACAACAAUAGCAAAGAAAAAAGCCAGCAAUCUGAUGACAUAAACAGCAAAGAGGAUAACAGUAAAGCUGAUGACAACAACAGCAAAGAAGAUGACAGCAAACCUGAUGACAAUAAUAGCAAAGAAAAUAGCCAGCAAUCUGAUGACAUAAACAGCAAAGAGGAUAACAGCAAAGCGGAUGACAACAACAGCAAAGAAGAUAACAGCCAAGCUAAUGACAACAAUAGCAAAGAAAAUAGCAAGCAAUCUGAUGGCAGUCCCAGCAAAGAGGAUAACAGCCAAGCUGAUGACAAUAACAGCAAAGCAGAGAACGGCCAAGUUGAUGACAAUAAUAGCAAAGAAAGUAGCAAGCAAUCUGAUGACAUAAACAUCAAAGAGGAUAACAGCAAAGCUGAUGACAAUAACAGCAAAGAAGAUAACAGCCAAGCUAAUGACAACAAUAGCAAAGAAAAAAGCCAGCAAUCUGAUGACAUAAACAGCAAAGAGGAUAACAGUGAAGCUGAUGACAACAACAGCAAAGAAGAUGACGGCAAACCUGAAGACAAUAAUAGCAAAGAAAAUAGCCAGCAAUCUGAUGACAUAAACAGCAAAGAGGAUAACAGCAAAGCUGAUGACAAAAACAGCAAAGAGGAUAACAGCCAAGCUGAUGACAAUAAUAGCAAAGAAAGUAGCAAGCAAUCUGAUGACAUAAACAGUAAAGAGGAUAACGGCAAAGCUGAUGACAACAACAGCAAAGAAGAUAACAGCCAAGCUGAUGAUAACAAUAGCAAAGAAAAUAGCAAGCAAUCUGAUAACAGUACCAGCAAAGAGGAUAACAGCCAAGCUGAUGACAAUAACAGCAAAGCAGAGAACAGCCAAGUUGAUGACAGUAAUAGCAAAGAAAAUAGCCAGCAAUCUGAUGACAUAAACAGCAAAGAGGAUAAUAGCAAAGCUGAUGACAACAACAGCAAAGAAGAUAACAGCAAACCUGAAGACAAUAAUAGCAAAGAAAAUAGCCAGCAAUCUAAUGACAUAAACAGCAAAGAGGAUAACAGCAAAGCUGAUGACAACAACAGCAAAGAAGAUAACAGCCAAGCUAAUGACAACAAUAGCAAAGAAAAUAGCAAGCAAUUUGAUGGCAGUACCAGCACAGAGGAUAACAGCCAAGCUGAUGACAAUAACAGCAAAGCAGAGAACGGCCAAGUUGAUGACAAUAAUAGCAAAGAAAAAAGCAAGCAAUUUGAUGACAACAACAGCAAAGAGGAUAACAGCCAAGCUGAUGACAAUAACAAAAGUGAAGAAGAUAACAGCAAGGCUGAUGACAACAAUAGCAAAGAAAAUAACAACGAAUCUGAUGACAUAAACAGCAAAGAAGAAAACAGCCAAGCUGAUGACAAUAACAAAAGUAAAAACGAUAACAGCAAAGCUGAUGACAACAACAGCAAAGAAGAUAAAAACGAGAGCCGAGUUAAUGACAGUAAGGAAGAUGAAAACAUCAGCAACAGUCAAAAAAAUGACAAAAACAGUAAAGACGAUGAAUCAAACGAAAAUUUAUUAAAUGACAACAACAGCAAAGAAGAAAAUGCUAUGAAGAGCAAGCAAGUCGACAACACAAAUGUAGAUGACGAUAGUUCCGAACCGGCCGAUGGUAACGAUGGCUCUGUUGAUACAAUAAGUGGGGAAAUAGGGAACCAUAUAGAUAAACUGGAUUAUUCGGACGAAACAGAAGUAGAUAGAAAAGGAAAAGACCAUCGUAGUGAUGAAGAUUAUGAUUAUGCAUUAGAGGUUAAGGACGUCAAUUCCGUUCAAGUGAUGGAAAGACCUGACUAUGGUGAUUACGAUUACAUGUACUGAAGCGCCAAUGUUUCUUGCCAAAAUCGAGAAAAUCCAACAUUAAUGAAGUCCCAUCCAAUCAACCUAAGGAUAUUAGCGAAAUAGGUCAUAUUAAGGCUGUUUCGUGCAGGGAAGUGAAAUUGGCUGAAAAGUGUCGCUGCGGGCGGCGACACUAAUGCACCAUGACAAGAUUAUGUAUUUCAUCCAAACAAACGAGACAAUCGUAGAGAAGCGUAUGCAAUCCUCAUUCAUUAUCCCACUGUUAGUCAUUCAUUGUGUGUUGUUAAUUUAUUAUGCUGUGAUAUUUAACUGUUUUAUAUCAGACUGUUAUUAAAUUAUUCAUAUACGUGUA
This is a messenger RNA of Magallana angulata, 3681 nucleotides long. RefSeq names its product dentin sialophosphoprotein-like. Lineage: Eukaryota; Metazoa; Mollusca; Bivalvia; Ostreida; Ostreidae. The coding region runs from base 333 to 3350 and encodes 1005 amino acids. The transcript is spliced from 3 exons. The record is from RefSeq and is a predicted model, not a curated record.